Messenger RNA from Bufo bufo (common toad), 1845 nucleotides. Its product is annotated as rac GTPase-activating protein 1-like. The coding region runs from base 1 to 1845 and encodes 614 amino acids. Lineage: Eukaryota; Metazoa; Chordata; Amphibia; Anura; Bufonidae. The record is from RefSeq and is a predicted model, not a curated record. Gene Ontology annotation, biological process: signal transduction. The transcript has 16 exons.
AUGGGGGAGUCGCAGAAGCGAGCGCUUCAGUCCUACGUCGACCGUUUUCUCAGACUCAUCGAGUUCAACUCCGCUACUGAGGAAGAUUUUAUCCAGGUUGCUCAAAGUUUUGAGGCAUCGAGGAAGAGAUGGCAGCUGACGGAGAAGGUGCUGAGGGAGAAACAGGAGACUUUAUUGCGAUGUGAGAUCGAUCGCUCAGCGCUGCAGGUGAAGCUGAAGCAUGCCCGCAAUCAGGUGGACGUGGAGAUGAAGCGCCGUCAGAGAGCAGAGACCGAGCUGCAGACUGUGGAGCGUCAGAUGCAGCUGAUUGGGGAAGUUAUACAGAUACAGAAUGAUGGUCAGACCACAGUGCCUCUUAGCGACUCUGUUUUGGCGUUCUUCGGGGGACCCCGCUCCAAUCCUGCAGCCCAUGGAGCUGGAAACAGAUUGUCCAUGGUAGACGAGUCUUGCGGUUCCUUUCUGUCGGACAUCAGCUAUGACCAGACUGACGAUGACCUGGAUCUGGAGGAAUUUUCAGGGAAACCUGUGAAGCUGAAGCCCCGGGAAAGAAGGCGAUCCUCACUUUCUCCCCUGUUUGCUCCGUUUGUGAAGAAACCUCGGCCGAGUUUAACAGCUGCCAUCGUAAAUGAGAAUAUUAAGGAAGCAAUUAUUGCAAAAACCACCAUGUUGAUUAGAGACUCCGGUCCAAUCCAUGCCACGUCCUCCAUUGAGUCUGUACCACGCCGACGAUCGCGCAAAAGUAAAGCGUUCUCAUGCAUGCAAGACCAGUCUAUAUUACCACAAAUAAAUGAGGCGGAUCAAGAAACUGAACCAGAAUUGCCUCAUCCCAACAACCCAGCACAAGCGCACGUCUUCUUGUCCAAAACGAUGAUCCGGGCCGAGCAGUGCUCCGUCUGCGGCCAUAAGACCCGGUUUGGGAAGAUGUCUUUAAAGUGCAGAAACUGUCGGAUUUUAAUACAUCCUGAAUGCCGUGACUUUUGCCCCAAGCUGUGCCCUUCCACCUCUGUGCCCUCUCAGAACACGGCACCAAAAAAAGGACAGGUGCUGCUGUCUGACUUCGCCCCAACCACUCCUCCUAUGGUGCCCAGUCUGGUCAUUCAAUGUGUAAAUGAGAUUGAGAAGAGGGGUCUGAAUGAGCGGGGUCUCUAUCGUAUCUCUGGUGGUGAGCGACUGGUAAAGGAAAUGAAACACAAACUUCUCUAUGGGAAAGCGAAGGGUCAUCAACUGGCAAAAGAAGAUAUUCACGCUGUGUGCGGCGUCUUGAAGGAUUUCCUGCGGAACCUGACCGAGCCUCUCCUCACCUUCUCGCUGCACGCCCAGUUCCUGGACGCCGCCGAUAUUCUCAAUGAAAGUGACAGUAAAUGUGAGAUCUGCCAGGCUGUUCAGGAGCUUCCCCCUGCAAACAGGGACACGCUGGCCUUCCUCAUCCUGCACCUGUACAGAGUGAUGCGGAGUCCAGAAUGUCAGAUGGAUAGGAUGAACUUGUCUCGGGUCUUUGGUCCGACCAUCGUUGGUUAUUCAGUGCCUGACCCCAGCCCUCUGGUGAUCAUGCAGGACACCCCCCGACAAGCCAAGGUGAUGUCUCUGCUGCUCUCGCUGCCCUCCGGCUUCUGGAAUCAGUUCUUGUCCAACAAUCGGGAGAAUCAAAAUUGUGACUCUGUGAGCAUGGCGCAAGAGCGUCUGUUUCGUCCACUGACCUCUCCGGAGAUUACCACCACACCCACCCUUUCCCUGAAACACAGAGGGGAGUCUCCUCACUUAACAGAGUCUACAAGCAAGAGCGAGCUGCCAAAGAAGACGGGAAGGUUUUUCACUUCUCCUGAAGUGAAAAACCCCUACGCCUGA